AGCCUUGCUCUGCUCACUUUAAAGACAAACGUGCCAAGGCUUUACCACAGGGUCACGUCUUCCAUCAAUGUGGGCCUUUCCAGCUAAUUACCUUGAGGUGACAGGAGCAGGUAACGCACACCUUUCAGUUCUGACACAACAAGACGCUGUUAGUGUUCGGUUGCGGAUCUUUUUGGGACGCUGUCACUCCUGAGUUGUUAAACGUCACUGUGGGAUUAAAUUUCUUCAGCUUGCAGCUUGGUUCGACAGGAUCGGAGGACGCCUGUGAAGUUCGGCGGCCAUGAUGAUGUGUGUUUGUUUUUUAUUUUUGUUCUGACAGGUGGGCAGGAUGGGGGAGCGGACCGUUGGCGGCCCUGUGGCUGCGAUCUCUCCAGUGCAGCAGAUGCUGGCCUCUGGCACUGGAGCCCUCCUCACAUCUCUUUUUGUCACACCGUUGGACGUUGUGAAGAUAAGGCUGCAGGCUCAGCAGACACCCUUCCACCAAGCUUUAGCCUGUGAACUCACUCCGAAAAGUGUCAGCCGCUCUUCAAGAUGGAAGUGCUUUUUGUAUUGCAAUGGACUGAUGGACCACAUCUAUGUCUGUCGCAACGGAUCCAGCUGUACCAGCUGGUACAAAACACCAACACAUUUUAGUGGGACUCUUGAUGCUUUUGUGAAAAUCACCCGUCAUGAAGGACUUCGGUCUUUGUGGAGUGGGCUGCCACCAACACUGGUUAUGGCGGUGCCAGCCACAAUUAUCUACUUCACCUGCUACGACCAGCUGAGGGACUUCCUGUGGUUCGGUCUGGGUCUCCAGGGAAACCAUAUCCCUCUUCUCGCUGGAGGUCUUGCCAGAUUGGGAGCUGUGACGGUGAUCAGCCCCCUGGAGCUGGUCAGGACCAAGAUGCAGUCCAAAAAGCUGACUUACAGCGAGCUGCAGGUUUGUAUUCGCUCUGCUGUGGCCCAGGGCGGUCUGCUGUCCCUGUGGAGGGGCUGGGGACCCACCGUCUUCAGAGACGUGCCCUUUUCAGCUUUGUACUGGUUUAACUAUGAGCUGGUGAAGUCCAGGCUGUGUGAACGGUACCAAAUGCCUCAGGCCAACUUUUCCGUCAGCUUUACUGCCGGAGCUGUCUCUGGAGCUAUUGCUGCUGUCCUCACGCUGCCGUUUGACGUCGUAAAAACUCGGAGGCAGAUUCAGCUUGGAGAGAUGGAUACUCUGGGAGGUUACCUGAAGAAAAACAUGUCCACUUGGUGCAUAAUGAAGGACAUUUGGGCUGAGUUGGGCUACAGAGGCCUUUUUGCAGGUUUCAUGCCCAGGGUGAUCAAAGUAGCUCCAGCUUGUGCCGUUAUGAUAAGCAGCUACGAGUUUGGGAAGGCCUUCUUUCAACAGAUGAACCUUGAUCAGCAGCAGCUGGCAACCUGAAGGCUGUCGGGGGGAGGGUGGGGGGUGUCCCUGUGGUAAACAUGCUGUUGGGAUCGAGUCUCCUCAGAUAAAAGCUUGAGGGACUGGACAGCCUGGUGUUAUUUUUUUUAUUUCAUUUUAUUUCUCAACACAAGAUAAACUUGACACACUGACCAUCUUGGCCAUAAUAAGGCAUUUGAUCUAGAUCCUGAGAGAACAUAGACUUUGUUUUUUUUUUUGUUUUUUUUUUUUAAAUAGGUGAAAGUGAAGUAGUGGUUUAAUGAAUAAACUUUCACUGAAUGUGUUGAGGAAUGUGCCGCAGAUUCAGUUCAAACGCAGCAUCUUCGAUGACGACGCUGAGACCACUUAGCCCAAUCUGCAUGACUCCCAAAGACUUCACCUGUACUGUAACACGAGUCAGCAGGAAAUUCACUCACCGCUCCAUAAAGUGCAUGGUGCGUGCAGCCCUUUGCAGUACAGAGUCCAGAUAAGCUGCUCCACCCCAUUUGCUCUUCUGCAUAAUCUGUCCUUCAACAGUAAAGCAUGGCAACUUUCCACAAUUAUCUGCUGUGUAGAUGAUUGAUACGUUUUGUAUGCUGGAAAAAAAAUUGGCAUUUUUAUGUUUGCAUCAAGAGCUGUGAAACUGCAAAGCAUUCAGAGCAAAAUGUUUAAGUGUUUGGAUAUAUGCCUGUUUUUGUUAUGUGCGUUCAAUAAAUGCCACACUUUACGACA
Molecule: messenger RNA, 2113 nt
Organism: Nematolebias whitei (Rio pearlfish)
Lineage: Eukaryota; Metazoa; Chordata; Actinopteri; Cyprinodontiformes; Rivulidae
Gene: slc25a39
Product: solute carrier family 25 member 39
Exons: 11
Coding region: 329-1402 (357 amino acids)
Biological process (GO): mitochondrial transmembrane transport
Source: RefSeq, a predicted model, not a curated record